CAGUCUGCCGUCGAGUGCGCUCCGUGUGUGCAGCCGCCGCGGCCGGGUCGGGGGCCAUGGAGAACGGAACCGUGUACAGCCCCACCACGGAGGAGAACCCGAGCCCAGGCAGGGCCCCCCGGAGAGGCCUGAGCUCCUGCUGCUCCCUGCACCGGCUCUCGCGGCUCCAGCGCGCCUUCAAAUUCACCGAGCUGCUGCUGUCUCUGCUGGCCUUUAUCUCUGAAGAAGUGGUGUCCCAGUGUACUAUGUGUGGAGGACUUUACUUUUUCGAAUUUGUAAGCUGCAGUGCCUUUCUGCUGAGUCUCCUUAUCCUGGUUGUGUACUGCACUUCCGUGUAUGAUAAAGUUGAGUCUCCCAAAGUCAAGUUAUCGGAUUUUUAUAUCACGGCGUCAACGGGAGCUGUAUUUCUGUUGGCAUCCAUCAUUUUUGCUAUCACACAGGACAAGACCCCAGCUGAGUGUGCUGCAGUUGUGUUUGGGUUCCUGGGAAGUUUUGCGUUCAUAGCUGACGCCGUCAACAUGCACUUGGCGAAACGACGGGAUUCCGACAUGAACAAGCCAGAGGCAGCUCCCAAGACGGCCCUCACGGAGCCGCUCAAUUGCUGAGAACUCUCCGGGGGCACGUGUCACCCAUGGGUGGCCGUGUGGCGCAGGUGGCCUGGAGGGAUUUUAUUCCUGUAAAACCACUUUAUAGGGGAGCGCAGGGGGAAGGGCCCGGGGGCAGUUUUGUCAAUAUUGGACUUUGUAUCCGUCACCACAGAUUAAGCCAGAGAGGGGGUUUUUGGGGGGUUUGUUUUGUUUUGUUUCCCUUAAAACACAUUUUUAGGUUUUUGUUCUUGUUUUUUUAUAACGGUUGAAUACGUCAAAUGGAGUGUGUGGAGGUUUUGUUUUUGGAGUGGGGCAAUUGUUUCUUUAGGUGACAUGAACUCAGCUGCCAAUAAAUUACUCUUAUCAUUGUUAAUAGACUUAGCUUUCAAAUUAUGCUUUAGAAUUCUAUAAACAGCUUGAUUAAGUUCAUCCAUUUAGAAUUUAAAAAAAAAUGUUUAGUUAUGACUUUGUUUUGAUGAUUAGGUUUGUAAUGUACAGUUUAAAAGAUCACUAAAAUGUUUUCUAGGUUUUUUUUUCCCCUUUAAAGGUAAUAACCAGGUUUUACUAUAUUUCACUCAGCCUUAAAGUUAUAGGGUAAUUUUAGGAUAAUUAUUACCUCUUUCUGAGACUUUCUAGUAGAAAAAUAUGUGGGAGGUGUUGGUAUUUUUUAUGUAUAAAAGCAAUAACCCCCAGCACCCCGUGUUUAUAUGCACUUUUACUGUUGUUGAUAUCAAGAAAAAAAAACAACACUUAAGAUUUUUAUAUGACACAGAGAAAAGUGGAUAAAAAGCUACUAUACCUAUGGACCAAAGAUAAGAAAGGCUACCUUUCAUGUUACAGAGGUUUCAACCCCCAGUAUCUCUAGAGGUCAGUUCAUGCUAUGAAUUAGAAAACAAAGCCUUGGAGGCUGGAAAGAUAGUACAGCAUUUAGGGCGGUUCCUUGCAUUGGGCACCCCAUCCAGGUUCGAUCCCUAGCACCCCAUAUGCUCCCCUGAGCCUGUCAGGCGUGAUUCCUGAGCAUAGCCAGGUGUAGCCCCAACCACCCCCCCCUCAAAAAAGAAAAAAAAGAAAGAAAAGAAAAGAAGGGUUCGUAAUUCUUUUUAAAAAGAGUUAUUCGAUCAUUUUUCCUGAAGUUAGCCCAGGCCUGGAAGAUCCUGUCAGCGGUUCCUUUGAAACAGUGAUUCCUGUUUGGGGUUGGGGCGUUGCAAAUAAUCAGCCCGGGGUCUCACUCCCCCAGACAUAGGUCCUGUGGCCGAAGCACACUCCUGGCCCCCCUUCAUUUUUCAGGAAGCGUCUCCAGCCUUCGGGUCUCUCGCUUCCUUGAAACGGUGCUUCCUUUUGAGACCCCAGAGGGGCCCUGACUCUGCCUCCCGCCCAGUCAGAGGUGGCGCCUUCUCGCUCCCUCUGGCGUUGCUCCUUCCUCCCUCUGGAGGAGACACUCCUGAAGUGCACUCAGAGAAUCCUGCCUGGGUCCGCCCUGUCAGCAGUGUCGGGCCGGUCGGACCAUUCCCAGCAGGCCCUUCUCAGUCGGUUUUAUCUCUGUUGCCGCCAGUCUGCCUCGGAGCCGGCAGGCCUUUCUGAGCAGGCGCUUCACAGAGCAGGUGCCUUCCGCCCGGACUUUGGACCCAGGGCUCGUGCUGUGGCGACAGCCUGUGAGUCACAUCCGGCUCGGGUCCAGGUCUGGGCCUUCUGUCUGUUUCUGGGAACCCUGUCCCGGCGGGAGAGCCACGAGUGACCCUAUGCUUAAUCCCGCCCACCUGCCCGUUGUGUGGCUAAUGUGGCCUUAGAUGAAUCUCAGAAAUUGGCCUUGAUGACCAGACACAUGCCUUCUGCCCGGUCUUCCUGGCCCAGGAUCCAUUUGUGUCCCCGUGUGGACUCUAGAGGUGCUGUCACUACCACCCCGUGUCAGGGAGGAUGAAGCCAGCCGGAGGCUGUAUUCUCGGGUUCUCCCACCUCAGAGCAGGGACAGCUGUGUCUGGGGUGGCUUCAGAUACCCGUGCCCAAGAAACGGUGCCAGUGGCGUUUUCAGUGUCCUCACCAGACCACACGUGCUCCACAGGGUCUGCACCCCUGCAUUGGCAGGGCUGCCUGGGACCAGCGUCCUUGGCUGACUGCAGCCCUACAGCCUGUUGGCACUGAGCGGAAACUCUUUGUUCGGAGGUUUUGCUUCUCUGUUUCAUGGGGGCAAACGUGGUCCUGGGAGCUGGCCCCUUCGUCCUUUCAUCCCCAGAAAGUGAGUGUGUUCUCGGGUCCUUCCUGUCGCUUCACAUUGCCCGUCACUAAUGAGUCUCCUGUGCUCGCCACUGUGGAAAUAGGUAGCUCAGGAGAAGCAGGGACCGGAACCAGUGCUCCAAAGAGCCAAGAGCACACGCAAGACACGCAGAUUGCAAAUGGUUCUUUAGCGCCGCAGGUUAGUGUUCCCAGUUAUGUUCUCCACAAACCGUGAGGAGCAGUCCCGGAAAUUAUGAGGGAAAUUUCUCUAGGGUAGAGACAUUCUGUAAUUGCUACACCUCAGUUGCUUUCGGCUUGAAGACCUGGGAUGUGUCAUUUCACAUUGUUCAUCUCCAAUCUCUUUUGUAUUUAUCAGUGUAAUUCCUGUGGGUCUUUUUUAUCUUGUCAAAUUUUGUAGUCUUUUUAAAUAAAUCCGUUUUA
This is a messenger RNA of Sorex araneus (European shrew), 3239 nucleotides long. RefSeq names its product CKLF like MARVEL transmembrane domain containing 6 (gene CMTM6). The record is from RefSeq and is a predicted model, not a curated record. Lineage: Eukaryota; Metazoa; Chordata; Mammalia; Eulipotyphla; Soricidae. The coding region runs from base 57 to 605 and encodes 182 amino acids. Gene Ontology annotation, cellular component: membrane. The transcript is spliced from 4 exons.